CAAGCUCCACAGAUAUAAAGAGAGACCCAGAGAACGAGAGAGAGAGAGAGAAUUUAAUGGCAAUGGCGUCUUCGAUCGUGGUUGGGAUGAAGCCAAGUUUGGGCUACUACGGAGUAGCAGAGGUCCUCAGAUCGAGACAACAGCAGCCGCAGCCGCAGCCGCAGCGGCAGGGAACCCGAAGAAUGGCGGUUCUGGUGCGAGCCCAAGGAACGAUAAACCCCGAGAUCCGCAAGGACGAGGCCAAGGUCGUCGAUUCCGUCCUCGUCUCCGACCUCUCUAAACCUCUCACUGCGUAUUGCCGGUGCUGGAGAUCGGGGACAUUCCCUUUGUGCGAUGGAAGCCAUGUGAAGCAUAAUAAGGAGACUGGGGAUAAUGUUGGGCCUUUGCUUCUCAAGACUAAGUGAUUGCAAGAUAAGUCCUUUUGAUUUUUUAGGGCUUUUAAUGAAUUGAGCUAUAUAUUAAUUUAUUAUGCUGUUAUUGUUUCUUAUGACUAUCACUUUAAUUACACUUUUAUUUUGA
Messenger RNA from Dioscorea cayenensis subsp. rotundata (Guinea yam), 519 nucleotides. RefSeq names its product CDGSH iron-sulfur domain-containing protein NEET. Lineage: Eukaryota; Viridiplantae; Streptophyta; Magnoliopsida; Dioscoreales; Dioscoreaceae. Gene Ontology annotation, molecular function: 2 iron, 2 sulfur cluster binding. Bases 57 to 404 code for a protein of 115 amino acids. Gene Ontology annotation, biological process: regulation of autophagy. Gene Ontology annotation, cellular component: mitochondrial outer membrane; intracellular membrane-bounded organelle. The transcript has 2 exons. The record is from RefSeq and is a predicted model, not a curated record.